AUGAGACACGGAACUCCCCGCAGUGCUGCGAGUUGCGGCCAGAUUUCGCUCGAAAGGAACGAGGAGAGCGGAGCUUCCUCGCACGCGGGGCCGUCGCUAUCCCCGGCCCGGUCGCCGCUACGACAGCGGGAAGGAAAUCACAGAACCGCGCUGCGACGGCGUGGCAGCGAGGCGGAUCUGCUUUUCCCCCAUUCACUAUCCACCCCCCCGCCCGCACCGUUGCCGUCCCGCGGCGUGCCCCACUCCCGCUCCGGGGAGUUCCGCAUCCAGCCAGGCGGUGACGGCGGACUCUCUCCCGUCCACCGCCGUCAAUCCACGCGGCUCCCCCGGCCUCCGUCCUCCCAGACCCUCAGCGCCGCGGGUGCCGCCAGGGGCCCCCGCCGCAACUCUCGCGCCCCGCAUCUGUCGCUCGAUGAGCAUGCGUUUGUCUCAGCGGCUCUCACGCCCGGCCGGCGCGUCAGCAACGGCUGCGAUCCCGCGAAUUAUUCUUUGUCACCGACGGCGCUCGCCGCCGAGCAGACGUCGCCGUACGGCGCGGCGAUGGACGUGGUUGCGUCGGCGCGUCAGCUGAUGGAGGAGUGCAGCGCGCGCGGUAUUCAGUGCGAACUCGACGACUGGCAGAAGCCCGAGGCGCCGCUGAAGAGUAACGCGCUCAUGCCGCAAUCCGCCAGCGCGGGGCUUGGCGUGGCGGAAAGGACGCAGGCGGAGGCGGUUUCCGGGGGAGGUCGAGGAAGGAAAGCUGGGCGGCAGCGCGCGGCUCGGGGGCAAGUCGUGGCAGGGCGCAACGGCGCUGGCGGCAAGUCGCAUCACCGGAUGGUCAGCGUGGACGAGCUGCUGGGCGACUCGCGACAGGCGGGGCUAUCAAACAGAGCUGCCGGCGGUGGCGGAGGCGUGAGGGUGAACGGCGGCGUCGGCGGAAUCGGCCUGCGAUUCUUCCAGGAAUUCGACGACCUGCCGCGGGAGCUGCUGCGCGAGAUGCUUGCCGCCAACGCCGACGAGCUUGGCGUUUUCGAGCAGCGAAAUGGUCGGGAGGACGCGAUGUUGGACGGUCGGGUCGGCGCAAAGACUCGCGCGCGGCAUGCGGGCGAGCGGGUCUCGCCAGGGAUGAGUCGACGAGGGGCGAACGGGAGCGGCACGAGCGGUGUAUCAUUUCGCAGCGGCUGGGAUGCUCUCGAGGCGGAUGUAGACAGUGACACGCGCCGGUGGGGAGGAGGCGGAAAGGGGUUGAUGCCGAAGAUGCGAAACGAGAAGGCGGAGGACAGCGAUUUAUACGCCUUGGAGUUCGAGGAGAAUGGAGGCGACGCGCAGCAGGAGGAAGCAGCGCAGACGUUAAGAGAGCAGGUGAUUCUGUCGCAGCAACCAAUGGCCGGAAAGUCCAUGCUCGGGUCGCGAAUGGCAACUGAGGCGCACUCCACGCUCACGCCGUCCCCUCAAGGUUCCCGCUCCCGCACUCCCCCGCGCAACAUGCCUCUCCCGCGGAGACGCCGCGAGUCCGCGCAGUUGCCAAGCUGUGCGUCCGUGCCGUCCUUCCAGGCGUCGUCCCCUCCGUCUUUGUCCGCCAAAGAACGAGAGCUCGGGCUUCCGCCCGCCGUGCCGCGCGCGACUUCAAAGCAACCCGUGUAUCGCACUGGCUCAGUGAUAAAUGAACGUCACGCCGGGUCGAGCCCGACAUCUCCCAGCCUUGAACACGGAAACGCGUCGAGCCUAGUGUACCCCCAAACGCAAGCUGCUGCCGAACUAGGGUCCCUGGUUGGGCCCAAGGCACGGGGUGCUCGGCCAGAGCAGCAGCCACCGAGGCAUGCGCGCAAGUACAACAGCGGGAGCCAGCUGGACGUGUUCGCGGGGUUCCGCUCACACUCGCGGAGCAGCAGCAGUGGCAGUGUGACAGAGGGAGCCAGCGGAAACUGCGCGCAGUGGGAAGCGGUCGAGGCGGCGCUUAUGGCUUGUGCAGGGAUGGGUGAAGGUUUCGGCUGGGGUAAUCAAGCAGGUUCGGAUGCAGGCACGGGCGGCACGGGCGUACACGGGGCUAAGUGGGGAAGCCUGAGCCUUGGUCUGGAAGGCCUCAAGCUACAAGGCGCGCUCGCCUCAGCCGUGCCAAAUUUGAAGCCGACGGAUUUCGUGCUGCGGAUGCCGUACGAUGACAUCAAGGGGCGAUACUCUCUAGGGAAGAAGGAGAUUGGCGAAGGCAGGUUCGGAACCAUUCGAACCUGUUUAGAGCGCGCCACAGGGCAGGUGUACGCGUGUAAAACAAUCUUGAAGAAGACUAUCGAGACAAUCGAGGAUGCUGACGAUGUUCGACGAGAGGUAACAUUCCUCGCCAUGCUUCGCGGCCAUCCCUCAGUUAUCACUCUUCAGGAGGUCUUUGAAGACGACAAGGCCAUCCACUUGGUGAUGGAGCUCUGUGCGGGGGGCGAUCUCUUUGACCGAAUCAAAUCACGUGGUCAAAUCCCGGAGGCCGAUGCAGCUCUCGUGCUGAAGCAGCUCCUGGAAGCCCUGCUGCACUGCCGCUCCCUUGGCAUUCUCCAUCGCGACAUCAAGCCCGAAAACAUCCUCCUUUGUAGCCCCAGCGAGAAUGUCCCUAUAAAGCUCAUCGACUUCGGCGUGGCUACAGUGCUCGAGGAAGGCUCAACGUGCCGGGAGAUGGCGGGAACACCGGAGUACAUGGCACCGGAGGUGCUCGACGAGUGUUACAACUAUGAAGCAGAUGUGUGGAGUGCCGGGGUGACCCUCUAUGUGAUGCUCUCAGGCGUGCCGCCCUUCUGGGAGUCGUCCAAUCGGACGCUCGAGGAGGCGAUCCGGAAAAAGAAGGUGGUGUUCAAGUACUGGAGGUGGGCGACUGUGUCCGAGGAGGCCAAGGACCUUAUAACGAGGAUGCUGGAGAAAGACCCUCUGGAUCGCAUCACAGCUCGCGAAGUGCUUGCACACCCAUGGAUUCAGAAGCACACCAAAGCAGCACAAUGA
Messenger RNA from Closterium sp. Yama58-4, 2961 nucleotides. The record is from the annotation of a GenBank genome assembly. Lineage: Eukaryota; Viridiplantae; Streptophyta; Zygnematophyceae; Desmidiales; Closteriaceae.